CCCCUAAUUCAUGUUGGUGUCGUCUUUUCUAAUAUGCGAGUUUCACCGUGAGUAACGGUGCAAUUAAAUAGCUCCUGGUGUAGCUACCGGGGACCGUUAGCGGUCCCUCGCCCGCAGUUUGGGAACCGCUGUCCCGGACUGGCCGACCUCUGCUCUCCGGCUCUCUGUCUCCGACUCCGCCUCUCUCAGCACCAACACACGAGCGACCGACUCCCCAGCCUGCCUGCCGCCACCCCGAAGCCCCUUCCUCCAACUCCAGCCUGGGACUCCCCAAACCGGACUCCCCUUAACGCGAACCCACCUCUCUCACACCAAGUGCUAGUUUUCCCGAAAGAACAAACUCGGACUUUAGAGAUACAGUAAGCUGGAGGAGCUGUAUCGGAGAAGUUUUUCUUAUUUGCCCCCAGUUUUUGGCCCCGCGGCGGGGCAGGACAGAGUACGGGCAGGCCGGGGGGUGGGGUGGGGGGACCGUAUGAUGUGGAUUUGGUACCUUCUGCUUGGUUCGGGGUCAGGCUCAAGAACUGUUGAGAGCCAGCUGCUCCCAGGGAAUAACUUCACCACAGAGUGCAACAUCCCUGGGAACUUCAUGUGUGGAGAUGGGAAGUGUGUCCCAGGUGGGUGGCAGUGUGACGGAUUGCCCGACUGCUUUGACAAGAGCGACGAGAAAGGCUGUCCUAAGGUCAAGUCAAAGUGUGCCCCUACAUUCUUCGCCUGCGCUAAUGGCGUCCACUGCAUCAUCGGACGCUUCCGUUGCAACGGCUUCAGCGACUGUCCCGACGGGAGUGAUGAGGAGAACUGCACAGGUAAUCCACUGGUGUGCUCAGAGUCUCGCUUCAAGUGUCGAAAUGGCCACUGUGUAGACCGCAGCUUCUUGUGUAACGGCCAGGACAACUGUCAGGACAACAGUGACGAGGAGCUCUGCCUAACUACAGCAGAAGCUCCGGGGCAGGACUUUGUGACACUGGACUAUCGUCUGCGUUACUACCCCAGCAUCACUUACGCCGUCAUUGGCAGUGCUGUUAUCUUCGUCCUAGUGGUUGCCUUGUUGGCCUUGGUGCUCCACCACCAGAGGAAGCGGAGUGUUUUGCUGCCCAGAGGUGUAAGAGGGAGUUCACAUCACCACCACCACCACCAUCAGCCCCUGCUGCUGUCACGUUUGGUUAUCUUGGACCGGGGCCACGUCCAUCCCGGAGGUCCAGGUCUCUCCCCUGGCUCCCCUACCGCAGCGGGCCAGUACCGCUCCACUCCUCAGGCACUGCAGCUGCUGUCUGGUACCCUGUAUCCCUCCGAACUCUCUAUGGACUCCCCUCCGUCAUACUCACAAGCUGUUCUGGAUGUCAGUCGGCCUCCCUGGUUUGAUCUCCCUCCUCCACCAUACCUCUCAGAAGGUGAAUUUCCAUCGGAUGUUGAGCUGCCUCAAUACGAGGGCCCGCAAGACCCUUUGAGCCACCCCACAGCACCUCCCUCUGCACCCUCCACAACCAGAACUGUGGCCUUGGGCACGCAGCUGAGUUCGAGCUCCAGAGAGGAGUCGGACCAGCUGUAGAUGGUCUCAUUUAGAAACUGCAGUUAGACUGGAGAGACUGCAGGACUGAAGGACCAGGCUGCAGGGCCACAUGAGGCCAGCACAGUCCACACUAGAGUCCUGCUGAGAAGAAUCAAUAGGGACUAAGAGACUGUAGAUUAAACAGUGCCCAUAACUUGCUGCCUACACUAUCGGCUUACUGAAGCACUGGACAGAGACAAGCUCAUCCUGCUAUACUGAGCUUGUAUGCUGGCUCCCCCUGCUGGGGUCAUGGCUGCACUACACCAUAACCAUAAUAGUUACACAUUUCAUACGGUUUUCAUCAUUGAAGAAAUACUGUAUAGCAACCAUAGCCUGCAUCUCCAAAGAAAUAAGUAAACUGCCAUUCAUUAACAUAUUAAGUAACAAAUCACAUAUGAUGAUAACAGCUGAAAUAGUCAGUGUGGUAUAUUAUAUUCAUGACAGAGUGGUUAGUCAAAGUCGAGCACCGUUCUCUGAUAAUCCUCACAUUUCACAUCUACAAUAUUUUCCAUAGUGAGGUUAAUGCUUAUAUAUAGUAAAAUAAUGAAUGUUAAAUAAAAUCUGUACUACAGUUUGA
Messenger RNA from Larimichthys crocea (large yellow croaker), 2123 nucleotides. It is a transcript of the gene ldlrad3, whose product is annotated as low density lipoprotein receptor class A domain containing 3. The record is from RefSeq and is a predicted model, not a curated record. The transcript has 6 exons. NCBI's taxonomy places the organism in Eukaryota, Metazoa, Chordata, Actinopteri, Sciaenidae. Gene Ontology annotation, biological process: receptor-mediated endocytosis. Gene Ontology annotation, cellular component: plasma membrane. Gene Ontology annotation, molecular function: protein binding. The coding region runs from base 473 to 1546 and encodes 357 amino acids.